Messenger RNA from Peronospora matthiolae, 357 nucleotides. Lineage: Eukaryota; Oomycota; Peronosporomycetes; Peronosporales; Peronosporaceae. The record is from the annotation of a GenBank genome assembly.
AUGUUUUCCCAGGCAAUCACCGAGACCGUGAACGUCUUAGCAUUUGACGGAUCAAGUGUAGGCGCUUAUACACUUGAUCUGGUUACGCCUCCGAAGUCAGCUUCGGAGGUGGUCAAGUUGCCAACGCCAGAAUCUGAAAGAUUCUUGCGAGAUCUGCGUAAUGACAAGAUCAAGCAGAUCUGCGUAUUCGUCACAGAGGAAGAGUACGUCGCCAAUAUUCGGUCGGCACAAGUGUUUGCUGAGAACGAACGGGUGCUCAGUAGUUCAUCGAUGGACGAGAGUGUCCUCGAGGAGAAGACUCGGAUUGAGCGAUACACGUCUCAAUCUUGGGAGUCUUUGAGACAAUCCUUUGUAUAA